This is a messenger RNA of Indicator indicator, 1542 nucleotides long. RefSeq names its product collagen like tail subunit of asymmetric acetylcholinesterase (gene COLQ). The record is from RefSeq and is a predicted model, not a curated record. The transcript has 18 exons. Bases 1 to 1542 code for a protein of 513 amino acids. Lineage: Eukaryota; Metazoa; Chordata; Aves; Piciformes; Indicatoridae. Gene Ontology annotation, molecular function: heparin binding.
AUGGGAAAUGGUUGGCAUUCUUUCUUCCUAAAGGCACAGGGAGGGGAAAGAGAGAGAGAGAGAGAGAGAGACGUACACACACACACACACACACACACAUCCCACAGCGAGGGAAGAGGCAGGGAGCUAGCAAGGCAGAGAGGGACUGGGAUCUGCCAGGGUACAGCCAGCAUGUUGGUCCUCAGCUUGCUUGUCUGGGGAUCUUACCUGCAGCUUUUCUUCUGCUUUGCUUUCUCUCAGACCACGUACGUUGACAAUGACUUCUCAGUUUCAGCAGAUCUCCCUUGUUUGGAACAGAAGAAACAGCUCAAGCGGAGAGCGUGCUGCCUCCUCAUCCCUCCUCCACCACCCCUGUUUCCACCACCGCAAUUCAGGCACAGCUGGAGCACUAAGCUGCUUGCCCUGGAAAUGGAAGAGUUAUGUAAGGAGCUCAAGAUGAUACAGGCUUCCUCUCGGCCUGAAUCCUAUUGCCUUUCAGGGCCUCCUGGCCCCCAGGGUCCACGAGGAAUUCCUGGUAUAAUGGGACCAAAAGGGGAGAAAGGGGAGAUUGGCAGGCCAGGAAGAAAGGGUAGACCAGGUCCCCCAGGUGUCCCUGGGAUGCCAGGACCAGUAGGAUGGCCUGGACCUGUGGGGCCGAAGGGUGAAAAGGGAGAGUUGGGUGUGAUGGGAUUGCCAGGUACAAGAGGACCAAUGGGCUCCAAGGGUUUUCCUGGAACUAGAGGAGAAAAGGGAUCCAGAGGUGACAGAGGUGACAAAGGAGUCAAAGGAGACCAGGGAGACAUAGGCUUCCCUGGAAUGCUAGGACAAAAAGGAGAGAUGGGCCCGAAGGGACAAUCUGGAGUACCAGGACACAGAGGACCCAUAGGAAGACCUGGAAAGCGAGGCAAACAAGGACUAAAGGGAGACACUGGACCUGCAGGUGUUAUGGGUCCACCUGGAAGACCUGGUCCUUCUGGCCAGCCAGGCCCCCCUGGACCUUCAGGAUCAGGGCAAUUUGCAAUAGGACCAAAAGGGGAAAGAGGGCUUCCAGGGCCUCCAGGGAGGUGUCUCUGCAGAUCCCCACACCCUGUGAAUAACCCUUCAUAUGAGGAAUCUGUGUUUGGACACAGUCAUCCAAAAGUCCCUGCGAUUUUUGUGGUGAAUAAUCAAGAAGAACUGGACCGACUAACCACCGAAAAUGCCUUAGCUUUCAGGAGAGAUCAGAGGUCUUUGUAUUUCAAGGAUACCUUUGGAUGGCUUCCAAUCCAGAUCCCCCCUCUCUAUCCCGUGGAUUACGGCUUUGGGGACGGAGGCACCUGUGGCGAUGGGAUCGUGCAGGCUGGGGAGGAGUGCGACGACGGCAACGCGGUGGUGACGGACGACUGCAUCAGAUGCCGCCGUGCUUACUGUGGAGAUGGUUACAGACACGAUGGGGUUGAAGACUGUGAUGGGAAGGAUUUUGGAUAUUUGACAUGUAGAACAUAUCUCCCUGGGUCUUAUGGAAAAUUGAGAUGCACUUCCUACUGCUACAUUGACUCUACACAGUGUCGAUACUUCACAUGA